AGAGGGAGAGAGAUUAGAGAGGUAAAGAAGAGAGAGGAGAGAGAGUCCCCACAUCUUCUUCCCAUCUAUCUUUCUAUCUAUCUACUAAAAAAAAAGGCUCCAUCUUUAAAACCAAAACUCUCCUCCUCUCUCUCUCUCUCUCUCUCUCCGCUCCUUUUCCCGUCUCACCCCGCGACAUUUGUUUGCGCCUCUUGGCCAGCUCAUCCCACCUCCAUCCCUUUCUCUCUAUUAUAAGUACAAAAGACCUCUCCUUUUUCAACGCUUUUUCUCCACCCACCAGAUCUCUACCCUUAUUAUGCCUACCACCGUCUGCUGAGAUUUCUUCCUUCUCUGUUUUCUGGGAUUUUUUUAAAGAGAGAAUGGAGAAUACUACUGUGGUGGGGAGAAGAGGAGGAGGAAGAAGUGAUGAUGGUGGGACUGCAUCCAUGAUGUUUACCGAGGAUGAAGUGAGAGACAUUAGCGGGUUCAAGAUUGAAAGCGAUCAUGUAGAGGUGACGUGUGGAUGUACUAGCCACAGAUAUGGUGAUGCAGUUGGUAGGCUUAGGGUUUUCUCCUGCGGUGAUCUCGAAAUCAGCUGCGACUGUACCCCUGGUUGUCAGGAAGACAAGCUGACUCCUGCUGCAUUCGAGAAGCAUUCUGGGAGGGAGACUGCUAAGAAAUGGAAGAAUAACAUAUGGGUGAUAAUUGAUGGGGAAAAAGUGCCUUUGUUCAAGACAGCAUUACUGAAAUACUACAAUCAAUCUUCUAAGAGCAUCAAUGGAGCAAACAGGCCUAACAAUGUGAGAGCAGUUUGUCAUCGUGAUGAGUUUGUUCGCUGUAGUAGGUGUAACAAGGAUCGUAGACUCCGUCUACGCAACCUAGAGGAAUGCCGUGUCUACCAUGAUGCACAUGGUAAUGUCAACUGGAAGUGCACCGAUAUCCCAUAUGACAAAUUAAGCUGUGACGAUGAUGAGGAACGAGCAAGCCGCAGGGUCUACAGGGGGUGCUCGCGUUCACCAACAUGUAAAGGUUGCACCAACUGCGUAUGUUUUGGAUGUGAGAUCUGUCGAUAUUCAGAUUGCAACUGCCAGACUUGUGUUGACUACACAAAGAAUGCUAAGUAGCUUGAUGAGCAGCAGCAGCAGCAGCAUUUGCGUAUUGGCAUUGGGGCUUGCUUCUAAUUCUGGUUGGAUAUUUUUACAUUUAUAUUUUUGAUUUCGCCAUUUCAGGUUCUGAAUUAUAUUUCUUUUUUCAAAAUUGUGAAUUUCUCUGGCAACUAUUUUCAUCCAUUGGUAUUCUAUUUAAGAAAGAGGAGCUGGAUUUGCUAAAAUCUCUCAAGAGAUAUGCAACUUUAUUGUAAGAAAAAUGGUGGUCUGACAGACUUUACUAAUAUUUUUCUUCUUCUUUGAACAUUUAUAUAUAAUAUUACACCUCUUGGACUG
Messenger RNA from Impatiens glandulifera, 1421 nucleotides. RefSeq names its product protein ULTRAPETALA 1-like. Lineage: Eukaryota; Viridiplantae; Streptophyta; Magnoliopsida; Ericales; Balsaminaceae. Gene Ontology annotation, molecular function: DNA binding. Bases 360 to 1103 code for a protein of 247 amino acids. The record is from RefSeq and is a predicted model, not a curated record. The transcript has 4 exons. Gene Ontology annotation, cellular component: cytosol; nucleus.